AUGAAGGCUGAUCCUGACCAGGACUUCCUGCAUCGAUACCCUGAGCUGGCGAGGGAGUUCGAUGACUGGCUUGAGACUCGCCGAGCAGAAGUGAUCAAGGCCGGUCAUCACCAAGGCGCUGGAAGCUCUGGGAUCAAGCCCCAGGCCUCCGUGGGAGCCAACACCAGGAUGCGAGCACGGCUGUUGCCAGAGGCCCGGGAAGCGCUCCUGACCGGCCCCAAGACAACGGAAGAGCUCAAAAGGCUGAUUCAGCGCAAGCAUCCCACAGAAGAAAUCAGGGAGGAGGACCUUCUUGGCGUGCUUUCCAUGGAGGAACUCGAUGCGCUUCAGGUUCGCGGAGUUUGGGUCCUUGCACGUACUGGGACAGAGUCGCAUGACAAGUUCCGCAAGACAUUGCUGCAGCUCUUCCGCCAUCGCGACUCGGUCACUCGUCAGGAUGUGAUGGACGAGUAUCAACAGACCUAUGGCGAGAGGUGCAAGUUGAGCGACUACGUGGUGCGGCAGCAGCUGCGUGAGAUCGCAGAGAAGAUGGAGGACGGUGGACAGAUAGUUUACGUUGUGAAGGGCGCGCUGCAGACGCGGUAG
Symbiodinium pilosum is the source of this 585-nucleotide messenger RNA. Lineage: Eukaryota; Dinophyceae; Suessiales; Symbiodiniaceae. The record is from the annotation of a GenBank genome assembly.